Molecule: messenger RNA, 1030 nt
Organism: Bubalus bubalis (water buffalo)
Lineage: Eukaryota; Metazoa; Chordata; Mammalia; Artiodactyla; Bovidae
Gene: C8G
Product: complement C8 gamma chain
Exons: 9
Coding region: 143-901 (252 amino acids)
Biological process (GO): complement activation
Cellular component (GO): membrane attack complex
Source: RefSeq, a predicted model, not a curated record
CGCGGCCUCCCAGGCCCUUGCUCCGCUGUGGGGAGAUGAACGUGCAAAGGGGUGAGCACCCGCCUCAGUGGACAUCACCGGGUUUGUGGGCAAGAGAAAGAAAGGGAAGGUCGCUCAGUCGUGUCCGACGCUGUGCGACCCCAUGAACUGCAGCCCACCAGGCUCCUCUGUCCAUUCAUGGAGUGUACAGUUCGUCGCAGUCUCCAGAUGGACUCAGAGCCACCUGGUGGACAAAGACCAGAGGUCAACUUGGACUUUGGACACCGGACAUGGCGACGGGCCCCUGCCGGGAAGCGCAGGGCCAAGGAUUGCAGCCCUCUUGACUCUGCUUCUGGCCAGCAGCUCCCUGGGUCAGCGGGUGCGGAGACCCCCGCGGCCCCCAUCCCCUAUCAGCACCAUCCAGCCCAAGGCCAACUUUGACGCCCAGCAGUUCGCAGGGACCUGGCUCCUGGUGGCUGUGGCCUCCCCGUGUCGCUACCUGCAGGAGCAGGGCCACCGGGCUGAGGCCACCACUCUGCACGUGGCUCCUCAGGGCUCAGCCAUGGUUGUCAGCACCUUCCGAAAGCUGGAUGGAAUCUGCUGGGCAGUGCGGCAGCUGUACGGAGACACGGGACGCCCAGGGCGCUUCCUGCUCCAAGCCCGGGGCGCCCGCAGGCCGGUGGACGUGGUCGUCGGGGACACGGACUACCGCGGCUUCGCCGUCUUGUACCUGGAGAGGGCGCGGCAGCUGUCGGUGAAGCUGUACGUCCGCUCGCUCCCUGUGAGCGAUUCCUUCCUGAGUGUGUUUGAGCAGCGGGUCCAGGGGGCCAACCUGACUGAGGACCACACCCUGUUCUUCCCCAAGUACGGUUUCUGCGAGGCCGCGGACCAGUUCCACACCCUGGACGAAGUGCGGAGGUGAGGCGGGUGGCCGCCGUGCGCGAGGAAGGAGCCGACCCGGAGCUGGACCUGCCACCCCUCGUCCACCGCCCCCGCGAAGCUGCCCCUCCCCCGGGUGCUCCGUGGGCUCUCAUUAAACGCCGCAGCCUCA